AUGCGCAGCGCAGUAAGUUCCUUUAAGAUGAAUAUGCAGGCACCUGAGGGGGAAGAUGCACCGGAGGACUCAAACGAAUGCCCAGUGUGCUACGAGUGUCUAUCAGGCAUUGAGAGGACACUGAGUUGCGGACAUGUUUUUUGCCAUGAUUGUUUGGUCAAAACCCUGGUCAGCGUCAACAAGGACGGCGGAGUAAUAAAGGAUAUGAUUAUAUGUCCCAUAUGCCGACACAUGACAUUCCUCAAAAAAUUGGAGGGCUUGGCUUCAGAAGGUACAGAAAAGGACGCAGAGGGGGGGCAGACUCUGGAGGUCCCAGUCCCCGCACCUACUGGAAACUUACAGUUCCGAAGCGCACGACGCGAUUCAAGAAAUUCUGCACCAAAUGGAUUCAACUGGAUUGUGCGACGUCUUAGAAUAAUUGUGGAGAGGUUAAACAGACACAGACUGAUCAAACCUAGCCCAAUCGAUUCUCAGAUUUUCAUCAUUAGUGCCCAAGGUCGACCAAUGAAGGAGGAAGAUGCGCUGAGUGUUGUUACAGUGACCGUUCAACCUAACCGCAGGCAGCGGCGGCACCGACAAAAAAUUUGCACAACUUCGCGUUGUUUGGUCGUGCUCCUUCUGCUGUUUACCUUGUUGGCAUUGGUAGCAGCGACACUUCCUUGGGUUUUACUGGCAUAAACUAUCCUGGACAUUCGACUGAGAAGGCCGGCCGGCAGGCUAUAUUUAUUUUUUAAUAAUUGCACUUAACACACAACAAACACAGUUGAACAUAAUGGUUUUUGCAACAAAUAACAAACUUCAUUGAUUUUGCUCAUGUUUGGAUAUUUUUAUUUUUAUAACAAAUGAAAAAUGGUGAUCUGAAGUCAGCUGUGGCCUUUUGAAACAUGUCACUGAUGUGUGUUUAUAUAACCUUGUGAGUGCACUAUAACUGUUGUGUAUUCUCUGACUGCGAGUCUGGUUGCACUGCAGUUUAUUUAGUUUCUUUGUUGUUAGACUAUGUUUCUAGAGUAGCCAUUUUGCAAGGUUUCAGAGAGAGAGAGGCGGUCCGGUCUCCUUGACAAAUAAUUAAUGCAUCUCGACGUUUAGGAGAAAGACUAGCAGGUAAAGAUGAGCUGGUCUGGUUAAUUGUUUAUUGUAAGGAGAUACACAGGUAACCAGUGGUAUUGACUUACAUCCGAUUGCACACUAAGGCCAAAUACUUAAUGUUAGUUGUGCUGUUGUACAGCAUAUCACAAAGUUAAGAAUUAUUAGGCCUAUCCAUGAUAGAUCAUGGGGUCAGUGCUAAAUAUGUACAUGAUUGUUUGACAAACAAAAAAGUUCACAGUCAGCAGUGGCUGACAACAGGGAGGUGUGCGGUAUGGCUCAGUUUUCUCCUGUCACAGGUGUUUGUCUCGUAGUUCCUGUCCUGCUGGUUGUAUCUCUUGUCAGCAUGCUUCUCAGACGCCUCUUGUUCUCUAUUGGGUUGGGAUAAGGAGGGGAACGACAGUGAUUUUAAGUGAAAAGUGAUUUAAAGUUAAUGACAUAAUUGGGACACAGAACCAACAGGCACAGUAGAUAAGAGUUGAUGGGCAGGGUCUCAUUAUAUAGGCAUAGUUCAUUUUCAUUUGAAACAAAACCCCAAAAAAUCCACUUGAAACUAAAUAGCCUGAGGUGAAUUAUAUGACUGAAAGCUUAAAAGACAGCUUCCCAAAAUGAAAAGGGUUUCAAAAGGAGUGGGUAAUGUUACUGUAUAUCACCAUAAUAAUACAUUACACUGUAUAAAACCAGUGCUUUUAUCUCUCAAUACCUUUGACGUUGACAGAUAUCGAUGACUAAAGAGCCCUUCCCAUAGCAGCACAACCAGUAUUACUGCAUUCACGGCAAACCUUGUGUCACAGUUCCUCCUGAGGAACCUAACCAUGACUCAUUGGCAAAAGAAAUGUCCUCACAUUCCAGCAGAUCACGACACCCGAGUCAAAGAACAGAUGGAGCAGGCGGGAUUAUAAAAAAUGUAGAGUUUAAUAUAUAUAUUUAUUUCUGACAUUCUGAUAAGGAUUGCGGUAGGCUUCACAGUACACACUGUGUUCCACUUGAUAUGCUAAGCAGAGGAGGAGGGGGUGGGAGUGGAGGGCUUGCCAAGCGGCAGGUGUACAGUACACUGAAAGCAGAAGAGAGGCGGCACAUCCAGGGUGAACAUCCAGCCUGCAUGGUCAGCACCCUCUUUAGGACCAAAGUCACAUCAGCGUCCAUUGUUUUUACAUACCGUACUGUAUAACACAUUGCAUUAGGUUUCCCUUGAGUUGCUCAUGACUAUCCCUAAUAAGACGGUGAUCAACACAAAUCAUGGAUUAUCAAAAGUCUAUCUAAGUGCAUGCAUGACAUUGUCACAUUUCCAAACCCACCCAAACAAAAUGUAAACAAAUUGAGCUUUGUCUUAGAUCUACACAGCCUUGUUGGGAGGGGGCGUGUGGAAUUGUAGUUGACAUAUUUAAGUUUCUGUUUUAAAAAUGUGAUGUGUUUUUGAGAACUGGGUUUGUAUAUGAUUUGGGUGUGUAUGGCUGAAAGUGAAUGUGUCUCCUAAGAAUCAUUCAUCGUAAUGUGCAUGUGAACAUGUUCCAAACUUCCUCCAAAUGAAAUGAAUGUUGUCAUAUUCUG
Hypomesus transpacificus is the source of this 2634-nucleotide messenger RNA. RefSeq names its product RING finger protein 222. NCBI's taxonomy places the organism in Eukaryota, Metazoa, Chordata, Actinopteri, Osmeriformes, Osmeridae. The record is from RefSeq and is a predicted model, not a curated record. The transcript has a single exon. The coding region runs from base 1 to 678 and encodes 225 amino acids.